Molecule: messenger RNA, 5904 nt
Organism: Zootoca vivipara (common lizard)
Lineage: Eukaryota; Metazoa; Chordata; Lepidosauria; Squamata; Lacertidae
Gene: FAM184B
Product: family with sequence similarity 184 member B
Source: RefSeq, a predicted model, not a curated record
GGAUUCGAACCGCCUGCCUUCCGAUCAGCAAGCCCAAGAGGCUCAGUGGUUUAGAUCACCACCCGCUUCCUUAUAUUGUGCUGAAUACCACCAACUGGUAGCCAAGCCCCAAACCCAAAGUCUCAUUUGGCUGCAUUUUGGCUUGCCUGCUGCUGAAAGCGCCUCUCCCCAGCGCUAUUAAGUGAUGGGAUCAUUUGCUGUCAGAAGUUGCGCAGGAGCUUUCGAGGAGGCAGAAAAGCCGAGAUCCAGGAAGCGCAUCACCAAGCCGUAGGCAAUCUCGGCGCGCGGAGGCGUUGAAGGAGGAGUGCUGCUGGAAACCCAAGGGGGGUGGGCAGGAUCCUGGCUCACCCUGGAAGUCUCCGCCCGGUCACUGUAGAAGCGGGACGCUGCGCCAGACAAACUCACUCUUCCCGGCGCGGCUGCAUCCUUUUUUUCGCUCCUUCUUCUCCCGGGGCGGGCAAGCGGCUCGGCGUCUCCGCCAGGGAAUGCGCAGCAUCCCGCCCGCGUGGUCUCAUCUCUCGGGGGCGGAGGCCGAUCCCUUCGCCGGGAGGGGAGGGCCAUGAUCAAUGGGCGGAGGAGUGGGCGCGCGUGCGUGGGGUGCUCGCCUUCUCCAUGCGCGCGGCUUCCUGGUGUUGUGGAUCGGGCGCAGCAAGGAAGCUUAGCCGGCAUGCGAGGCGCAAUUGGAAACUGAGGGCUCCCCGUGUUCUUUUAUUUCCUAGCUAGCGAGGGAAGGCUCUGUGUGUGUGUGUGUGUGUGUGUGGCACGACAAGGCGAUCGCAGCACGCGGAGAGAUUUUUUAAAAUAGCGUUUCUUGCAAGCCUCCCCGAUGGCUUCCGGCGCCAGCCAGAUCCCCCAGCCCCGGACUUGCAACGGGGCUUCGGGAGCGCGUCCGGCGCGCAGCUCGUCGGAAGAAAGCGACCCGGACCUGCAGGUGAAAAUGUGCAAGAAGAUCGCGCAGCUCACGAAGGUUGCAGAUUUGGGAUUCUUCUUCAAGAUCAUGCAUCUUCCUCAGCUGCCUGCACUCUCUAAUGUGAUCUAUGCCUUGAACACGAAAAAUGAUGAGCAUGAGGCCAGCAUCCAAGCUCUCAAAGAGGCCCACCAAGAAGAGAUUCAGCACAUCCUUGAUGAGACAAGGGAAACUGUCCUCCAGUACAAAAGCAAAGUGGAGGAGGCAGAGAAGCUCCAGAAGCACAUCCAGACCCUUGAAGAAACUUUGGAAAAACACAGGAGGCUGAAAGAGGUGGUACCUUCAGAAUUUACCAUGUGCAAAAGGCAGGUCGGAGAGAGGGGGCCACAAAGAGAGAUCAAUCUAGCAGAUGAGAAGGUUGCCCUCUCCAAGCAGGUGGCACCCACGAAGCUCAGCUUCGAAAAUGGAAUCCAGUCUUCAAGUGAGGAAUCGAAUGAGCUUGUCAACAAACACCGGGCAUUUACAGGAGACAUGCUGGAUUGCAAGGAGGAGUUAAGCGAAAAGGCCAGUGUGGAAACAGAGGCAGCCCACCUCAAGUGGGAGAACCAGAAACUCGCCAGUGAAUUUGCCGAGAAAGUCAGGCAGCUCCAAGCCUCUCACGAGAGGGAGAAAGAAACUUGGAGAAAGACCAUGCAGCAGUCCCUGGCUGAUUCAUACAGAGAAUGGCAGCAAAGGGAACUGGAGCAGAGGAAAAAUUACGAAGCCCGAGAAGCUGCCCUCCAGCAGCAGGUGAGGAAGCUGGAGGCUGACCUGGUGGCAAAAGGCCAGCGAAUCUGUGAAAUGAAUAAGUGUUGCCAGAAGCACAAGGAGAAGAUGCAGGACCUGGAAAUUCGGCUCAAGGAGGCUCAUCAAACGACUAAGGAGUCAAAAAGUCUCACCAAAGCACUGGAGGAGGAGCUGAUUAUUGCCAAAGAGAGGCUUCUGUUGCAAGAAAAUGAAAUACUGCAUAAAACAGAAGCAAUGGAAACCGUGCAGAACUCCCAAAGCAAGACCAGGAGCGAAGCGGAUGAACUAAAGAACCAGACCUUACCCCUUCAGCAAGCAGCGUCCACCAAACAGAGCCAAGGCAAGCAAGACGGUGGCGGCGUUCAGUAUACAAAUUUGAUAAAUAAGGAGGUUCAGAUACAGAUAGAGGAAUUAAAAAAGAAAUAUGAGAAUGAUAUAAGACAGCUACAAAAGGAAAAAGAAGCAAUAAAUGGAAAGCUAGAAGACUGUUCUCUGGAGGUUUUAAGGCUAGAGAAUUUCAUCAGGCAAAACCGAGACACCCCCAAAUAUGCAGAAUUUCUUAAAUCUCAUGCCAGAAAAACCCAAGAGCGGCAACAGGAGUCCCAGGACGCAUCUGUGAAACAGAAAGACAUCUCCAAACAGCAUAAAGAGAGAGCAAAAGGCAGGGAACAGCCAGCAGCUCCUGGUGCCAAAAAUGAAGAGAAGCCAAGGUUGGACUCUGGAGGUGCACCAAAAACAGAAGUCAGGCAUUCCCUUGCCGGUUUCCAGAAGGAGAAAGCCAAAGAAAUGCAAGCUUUGCAAGAGGAAUGGUACUACCAAAAGACAGAAUUGCAAGCUCAAGUUGCACAGCUGAAGCAAGCUUUAGAGCAGCAAGCAAAUGCUUUCAGGGAAGCCCUUGAAGAACAGGAGCUACUGUCCAGUAAGGAGAGAGAAAAGCUUCUGCAAGAUCUUCAGGACACCAUUAAGCAAAGCCAAGAUAUUAAAAUGCAGCUGGAGGUGUCUCACCAAAGAGCCAUAAAUCUCCUGGAGAAAAGCAAAAAUCAAGAGCUGGAGGAAGCAGAGGAGUCCUGGAAGCAGAAAUAUAAUGACGGCUUCAAUAUCCAACAGCAGUCGCACAGCCUAGAAAUGCAGGCAUUGGAAGAGAAGGCAAGAGAAGAGUUGGAGAGCAAACUUGAGAGGAUACAGAAGCCACAGUCACUGCUGAUAGAAUCUCUGAGAAGAGAGCUGUCUGAGCAACAGAUAAAAAAUAAAGAAAAGGACGAACUCCAAGAGGAACUAAAGGCUAUGAUGACUGCGAAGAGGCAGCAGGAAGAAAAUUGCCAGAAUCAGAUGAAGUCUCUUAAAGAGGAACUGGAAAAAUGUCGGCAUGAAAAUUCUGGGCUCAAAAAGGAGAAUGUCCUCCUUAAGGACACAAUGGAGCUGCUGACUGUAGAUGUGGAACUACAGAAACAAACAUCUGCACAGCUUCAAGACAAGGAGAGCCAGCAGAGAAGGUUAUUGGAAGAGGACCUUAAAAUCAAACAUAAAAGGGAAAUGGACGCCUUGAAACAAGAACACCACCAGGAGAUUCAAAGCAUGAUGUCUGAUUUCAGCAGUUCACAAGGCCUCCUUCAUGAGAAGAUUGUCUCCUUGGAAAAUGAACUUAAAGAAUUAGAAGAGAGGGAGCGAAAGAGGGAACCUAGGCUAGAAGACCUACAUCUUAUAGGCUGCCUGCGGGAUAAAUUACAUGAAAAAGAAGACAUGAUCAAGGAAUUAAUGGAUGGAAGCAAACUUCAACAUUCACUUUUGCCCAGUACAGAACCAUAUCGCAACCGGUCCUUUUCUUUUAACACAAACCCUACUACGUGUUUGACUCCUAUUGCAAAGCAGCAGAAGAAAAUGAAUGAAGCUCCCAGCCGCAUUGUCAGCGUUCCGAAUUUAGCUUCCUAUGCGAAAAGCUUUCUGAGUGGUGACUUGAGGCCUAAGAGAAAUCCACCUCAGAUUACAAAAUCUACAAGUUUGGAUCAGAAUCCUGGCUGUGUCAGAGUGUGCUAUCCAUCAGUACAAGCCUUGGAGACCAAGCCAGCCCCAAGGCUGCAAAGUAAUGAAACAUCAGAACCCAAAGAUGCUCAGAAACCGGACCCUCGCCAUCAGGAGUGGUUUACAAAAUACUUCUCUUUCUGAGAGAAACUACUUAUAGAAUAUCCUACACUGAUAGUACUGUUGAUGUUAAAUAUUUAUAUAGUGCUUUGCAGAAUAAGAUAAGCAAGGUAACACAAGGACCAUAAACUCUGAGGUUUGUUAAGUGAGAGAACCAUUACAUUUGAUUUGACACAGCAGGAAAUUAACAUGAUUUUUAAAAAAAAACAUAUGGUUGAAACAUUACCAUAAAUAAAUAAGUACUUUUUAUAUGGAUGACCAAUCUUCAUGUAUAUACAGUGGUACCUCGGUUUAUGAACACAAUUGGUUCCGGAAGUCUGUUCAUAAACUGAAGCGUUCAUAAACUGAAGCGAACUUUCCCAUUGAAAGUAAUGGAAAGUGGAUUAGUCUGUUCCAGACGGUCCACGGAGUACUUAAACUGAAGCGUUCAUAAACUGAAGCGAACUUUCCCAUUGAAAGUAAUGGAAAGUGGAUUAAUCCAUUCCAGACGGGUCCACGGAGUACUCAACCUGAAGCGUACUUAACCCGAAGCAUGGGUGUAAUUGGUUCCAGAAGUCUGUUCAUAAACUGAAGCGAACUUUCCCAUUGAAAGUAAUGGAAAGUGAAUUAAUCCGUUCCAGAUGGGUCCGCGGUGUUCGUAAACCGAAAAUUCAUAAACCGAGGUGUUCAUAAACCGAGGUUCCACUGUACUAUUUUAUUUAUGUUAAUUUAAGACCCCUCUUAAUAUUUUAUUUCUAAUCAGCUUCAGUUCAAUAGGAUUACCAGAGCAGUUUAUAAAAGAAUUACACUAAAACACUUAGGUAGCACAGUAAACAAAGAGAGCAACGUAGGACAAAAAGUUUAAUUAUAUGUAUUUGCUUUUGUACCAAAUGCACGGUGAAAGAGAAAAGUGUGCUUUUGGUGACAGCAGACUUCAGUUUCUAGCCUGAUGGGGUUGGUUUUUUUAGCUCCAUAUUCAUUCCAGUCUGAAAUAGCAGGGGUAUCCUAUUCCAAAGAAUGUUCUUCUGCUCCGUUAAGAAUUGAGGACAGUGCCACAAAUGCAGCGUAGCCUACCAGGGUCACGACGCUGGAAACUUAAUGUUACCCUACUUCAUACCUCAAAGAGACAGAAGCCCUAUCCCAGCGGUGUAGCUAGCCGCUCGGGGGCCCAGGAGGCGGCGGGGAGACAAAAGCCAAGCCCCACACUGCCAUUUCGAGCAGCUUGGAGCCUGCAGGUGCCCAAGCCCACCGCUUCAUUCCUAGGAAAGAUGUGUGGCUCCGACACACUGCAGGCCAGGCCCCCGCGGUAAGUGUCCCCCCCCCCCAGCUACACCUCUGUAUUAUCCCUUUUACAAUGUAGUCAACUGGCUACGGCAGUUAUUUAUUUAAAAGAACCACCAGACUCUUGGUAAUGAGGCACUUCUUUCAGGCAUUACUGCCUACGCGCAUCAAUCUGUCAGAGGCCUAAAUAUUAAAUCCAUUUGAAAAGAAACACCUUGAUUUCGCACAAACGGUGCUUGAAUAUUGCUGUGUCUAUUAAGUCAAGGUCAGCAAGCCCCCAUAUGGAAAAAGCUUGUGCUCCUCAUUUUAUAUGCUUGCUUUAAUUUUUUUUAAAAAACGAUUGUCUUCUACCCACCCUGAUACCAUGUAAUAAACUGCUUCUGAAAACAUCUUUGUGCCUAAAGCAGUUUGCCAGAAAGCUGAGCAACACAAGUAUCUGUAUCAUAAGAAUGUAUGAAGGUUCCAGUUGGAUCAGGCCAAAGGCCCACCCACCAACAGCUUUAUGGUUCUUUGGAUGCCAAUAUUUCCUGGUGCAUCUGUGCCCCGUACUGAAAGAUUACAAAACAUGUUUUUAUUCGGUUAGGAAAUAGUGUCCUUCUAUUGUCUUUACCUUAACAUCAAAUCAAGCUAACUUCAGAACAUCUGCAUUAUUUGGAUUGUCACAUUUAAAUACAUAUACCAUAAAAGCCAAGUGUUAGUGUUCAAACUGUUCAGUUUUGAAGAAGCAAAUUCAAGAACACCUAUAAUUUCAGCCAGCAAUGUCAAUAUACUAUGUCAGAUUACCAAACCCAUUUGGAACCAGAAUCUUUAGG